ACCGCCUUGCAUGGCAGAGUGUAGAUAAUUCCCCACCUCCUGUGUGUGUGUUACAGUCUCUCCGAUGCAUGUUCAGGAUCGGUGCAGACGUGUCGGGAACUCAACCUAACGCUGGUCGGAUCAAAGCGGGGGAUCCAUUGAUCAGUGUGUAAAAAGAGGAGAGGGAAAAAAAAAACACCUUAAACUUUUGUUCCUAUUUUUUAUCCCAGCGUUUUGUAAUUCUAGUUAACGUUGGGGCGCUCUUUAAGCGGUUGCAGAGAGGGUGGGUUCGGUGAUAAAACAUUUGCUGCCUCGAUUGCAUUAGCUCCGAAUUGGGUAAUUUUUUAACAACAACAAAAAAAAAAGACCACAGCCUCUCUUGUUUCUACACUGCCCGUCUCUCUCCUCCCCCCCUUUUCCACUGGGCCUGUGUGUGUGUGUGUAAGUGUGUGUGUGUUGGGCACGUUGGCACAUCUUCGCCAUGGGAUACAAUCUGGAGGUGGAUACAGUUUGAUGAAUCAGAGGUGAAGAUGGAACUCUCAAACCAUGCCAAACAAUUACUAUUGCAGCUGAACCAACAGAGGAGCAAAGGUUUCUUCUGCGAUGUCAUCAUCGUGGUGGAGAAUGCCCUGUUCCGCGCCCACAAGAACAUCCUGGCGGCCAGCAGCAUGUACUUCAAGUCCCUCGUUUUGCACGACAACCUCAUCAACCUGGACACGGACAUGGUCAACGCCGCCAUCUUCCGCCAGAUCCUGGACUUCAUCUACACGGGCAAGUUGCCGAUGACCGAGCAGGCCAGCGAGCAGAACGUCAACGGCCUCCUCACAGCCGCCAGCUACCUCCAGCUCCACGACCUCACCGCGCUAUGCCGCAAGAAGAUGAAACGCAACGGCAAGACCCUGCACCACGGCAAGCUGGCGGGGGGGCCCAACCCGGGCAAGCCCGGGCGAGGCCACCGACUGCCGUCCACGCCGGUCAUCCAGAGCCGUUUCGCCGGCUCGUCCGACGGGCUGAAGCGGCUGUCGGCGAUGGAGCCGGGAGCCGGCGGCGGCGGCGGCGGCGAGGAGUUUUACGUCCCCGGCUCCAACAAGGGCGGCGGUGGCUCCUCCUCCUCCUCCUCGCACCCGCGCGGGCAGAAGGGCGGCAACGGUAACGCCAACGGCGGCGACCAGGACGAGCAGAUGCUGGGCCUCGACCUGUCGAAGAAGAGCCCGCCGUUACCGCCGGCGCAGCAUCAGCAGCAGCAGCCGCCGCACGUGGCGGCCUCUCAGGAAGACAUGCAGCUGGGGGAGUGCGGGCAAGGCUCGCCCAACUCCUCCACCGCCAACACCGAGGACAGGGCGGAGGGCGGCGAGGGGCCGGACAGGAGCGAGGGCGGAGACGGCGGUGGUCAGGGCGCGCCCGAUACCAAGGGCUACCACCGCCUGGCCCCGCACCACCCGCCCGGCUGGAUCAAGCAUGAGAUGCCUUACGGGCGGCAGGACAACUGUAGGGAGGACGGGUCGACACUGAUGAACGGUGUGAUCAUGGGGCCGCUGGUCAAGUCUCUGGACCGGGACCGGGAGCGGGAGAGAGACAGGGAGAGGGAGGGGCCCCACCCUUACUGCAAGGAGGUAGGGAGGGGGGGAGAGGAGGAGGAGGAGAACGGGAAGGAGUACAGCGAGGAGAGCGGCCAGAGCGAGGAGGACACCGGCCAGCCCAGCGCCCACGCCUACCGCCCUGGCCCCGACGGCUUUGAGCCGGUGGUGUACGGAGACAACCUGUACGUCUGCAUCCCCUGCGGCAAGGGCUUCCCCAGCUCGGAGCAGCUCAACUCGCACGUGGAGAGCCACACGGAGGAGGACCUGUACAUCAAGGAUGAGGAGGCGGUGGCGGAUGGGCUGGCGGCCCAGAGCCUGGCCUUCGCCGGAGACUCGCGGCCCUACAAGUGCUCGGUGUGCGAGAAGAGCUACCGCGACCCGUCCACGCUGCGCCAGCAUGAGAAGACGCACUGGCUCUCCCGGCCCUUCCCCUGCAACAUCUGCGGCAAGAUGUUCACCCAGCGCGGCACCAUGACCCGACACAUGCGCAGCCACCUGGGCCUCAAGCCCUUCGCCUGCGAGGAGUGCGGGAUGCGCUUCACCCGCCAGUACCGGCUGACCGAGCACAUGCGCGUCCACUCCGGCGAGAAGCCCUACGAGUGCCAGGUGUGCGGCGGCAAGUUCACCCAACAACGCAACCUGAUCAGCCACAUGCGCAUGCAUACCUCACCCACAUAGAAACCAAAGACUCCGCGCGCGCCUCAUCUCCCCACCGCGUGUCGGCACGAACCGCAGGUGCUGGCUCACACCCCCCCCCCAAGGCAGACACUAGAGCUGGAUGUACUCAACGGGUCGGGCAGCAUCUAUGGAGGACAAAGAAAAAUAAAGGAAAAAUAGGUGCCAUCUUGUGUAGGAAGCAACAGCGGAUGCUGAUUUAUACCGCCAAGGCAGACAAUAGAGCUGGAUGUACUCAACGGGUCGGGCAGCAUCUCUGGAGGAAAAAUAAAAAAAGGAAUCGGUGACAUUUCGGGUCUGAAGAGGGUCUCGAACCCGAAACGCCACGACAUGUGUGACAUUUUUUUGUGUAGGAAACAACUGCAGAUGCUGGUUUUACACCGAAGAUA
Molecule: messenger RNA, 2623 nt
Organism: Leucoraja erinaceus (little skate)
Lineage: Eukaryota; Metazoa; Chordata; Chondrichthyes; Rajiformes; Rajidae
Gene: hic2
Product: hypermethylated in cancer 2
Exons: 2
Coding region: 510-2237 (575 amino acids)
Biological process (GO): regulation of transcription by RNA polymerase II
Cellular component (GO): nucleus
Molecular function (GO): DNA-binding transcription factor activity, RNA polymerase II-specific; RNA polymerase II cis-regulatory region sequence-specific DNA binding; protein binding
Source: RefSeq, a predicted model, not a curated record